AUGUUUAACAGGUUGCUCCUCGUCGUGAUCGUGAUCGUUAUCUCGAUACUCCUCUUCUCAAUCCUCUUCAUCUAUCUCUACCGCGUCUACAAACGACUGCAGGUACGGCACCUCAAACCCUUGCCAACCGCCAUACCACCAGGUUUGGAACAGCACCAGGAAUUCGCCUUUGUUCUCGCUCAUGGAGUAGAGGCCUACAACGAGCAGCGACGACAGCGGCACCGCCAACAACGGGUCCAGGCACGAGCAACAGCAGCAACAGCAGGGGCAGCAUCCUCUGGAUCGCCUCCCCUCGGCGACACCGCAAGCAUCCACAGCACUCAACCUUCUCUCGUGUCGGAACCCCCUCCAGAAUACUCACCCGAUCCUGUCAACGGCGACGUCGGCUACGGCUGGAGAUCUGUUGAUCAUGCAGCAACCCUCUUUGCCCAACCAGCCUUUACCGGCGAAGUUGAUACCACAGCCCAUCCUACGCUCUCGCCGCUCCAACCAGCAGCAACCUACCCGCUUGACAGCUCGCUUCCACCUGUUUACAUCUAUCAGACGCCGUCAACCCGUUCCACCGCCCAGGCUGCGCUGCUCUCCACUGACAACUCGCCCUCAGUCACCGUACCAGCAGCAGCUUCUUCAGAUGCGCCUGCCACAUCCCGCACAGGACGUCAGGGCAGUCGGAGGCGGAGUGUUAUCAGUGGGAUCCUAACCCGCGGUGCGAGAACCACUCAGAGAUCCAUGUCAAUGGCCUCCUCAAGGACCUCAUCCUCCUCAAGGACCGCUUCCGUACCUGAAAUAGGAGAUGCUAGUCUGGCGAUUACCAUUACCUCUGUCACACCACCACCAGUCGAAUCUGAAUCAGAAAACCGGCCUGCAGGGGAGCCAAUGGACCUCACGCUGCCACCAGACGUUGCCGCACCAUAG
Messenger RNA from Gamsiella multidivaricata, 915 nucleotides. RefSeq lists its product as uncharacterized. The record is from RefSeq and is a predicted model, not a curated record. The coding region runs from base 1 to 915 and encodes 304 amino acids. The transcript has a single exon. NCBI's taxonomy places the organism in Eukaryota, Fungi, Mortierellomycota, Mortierellomycetes, Mortierellales, Mortierellaceae.